Mugil cephalus (flathead mullet) is the source of this 3721-nucleotide messenger RNA. RefSeq names its product NOC2-like nucleolar associated transcriptional repressor (gene noc2l). The coding region runs from base 111 to 2384 and encodes 757 amino acids. Gene Ontology annotation, cellular component: nucleoplasm; Noc2p-Noc3p complex; nucleolus. Gene Ontology annotation, biological process: negative regulation of transcription by RNA polymerase II; ribosomal large subunit biogenesis. The transcript is spliced from 19 exons. The record is from RefSeq and is a predicted model, not a curated record. NCBI's taxonomy places the organism in Eukaryota, Metazoa, Chordata, Actinopteri, Mugiliformes, Mugilidae. Gene Ontology annotation, molecular function: histone binding; transcription corepressor activity.
GACGCCGUCUGUGUCGAUAUGACAGCACUGUUUUCUUCCGGUUUGUAAGCUUGCCCAGCUUUGUAGGGGAUUCUGGGUAUUGAGGUUCGGCGUCACGUUUUGGAUCCAGCAUGGCAGCGAAACAGAAGAGGAAAUUAGAAGAACUCAGUCUGGAUGAGUUCAUGCUGUCAGGCUUUGAGUCUGCAGAUGAAGGUGAAUCGGAGGAAGAGGCUCCCGCAAAAAAUGGGCUCAAGAAAAAGAAAGACUUGAAGGCUGCUGCCCUAAAAACGAAUACAGGAAAGAAAGGAACUGCCUCCCAGCACAAAGAGGAGCUGUCCAGGUUAAGGAACAAAGAUCCAGAGUUCUACAAGUUUCUGGAAGACAACGACAAAUCUCUUCUGAACUUUGACGACACAGACAGCUCAGAGGAUGAGGACGAGAAAAAGUACCACAAGCUACCGUCUGCACUGGAGGAGGCCGACUCUGAUGAUGAGGAUGGUGAAGAGGGUCAGAAAAGUUCGAGGAAGAGCAAGAAGGGGAUCGAUGUUAUCAAGGUCACAGACAAAAUGAUUGAAGAUUGGAACGCUGCUCUGAACAAAGAGCCCACCCCUCGUCUCUUCAGAGACAUCACCCAGGCCUUUAAGGCUGCCGUCGCUACGACGAAGGGUGAAGGAGGCGCCCUGUGUCGAUACAAAGUGGCCGACAGUUCAGUGUUCAACGCUUUGGUCCUCUUCUGCAUCAAAGAUAUUUAUGCGGCUCUGCAGAAGAUGCUCAACCUGAAGUUAGAGAAAGGCCAGAAGAAGCUCGUGCUCCCUUCGUCCAGUCAAAAAUGGCAGAGGAAUCAGAUCGACAUCAAGAUGUAUCUUAGUGGUGUAGUUCAGCUGUUAUCCUGCCUAACAGAAAGUACAGUCAUCAGCGCCGUCCUGCGACACGCCAACCAGCUCGUACCUUAUUACCUGUGUCUACCCAAACAGUGUCGGCACCUGGUUAAGCAACUAAUGAAGCAGUGGAGCACAGGGGAGGAGACGAGUCGUGUCCUCGCCUUCUUAGCCCUCAACAAAAUUUGCAGACACAAGCAGGACGUGUAUCUCAACCCUAUUCUCAAGCAAAUGUACAUUUCCUAUGUACAAAACUGCAAGUUCACGUCUCCCAACGCGCUGCCCAUGAUCAACUUCAUGCAGAGAACUCUCACAGAGAUGUACGCCCUGGACACACAGGCCUCCUAUCAGCACGCCUUCAUCUACAUCCGACAGCUGGCCAUCCACCUCAGAAACGCCAUGACCAUGAAGAAGAAGGAAACGUAUCAGUCGGUGUACAACUGGCAGUAUAUCCACUGUCUGUACCUGUGGUGUCGGGUCCUCAGCACCCUGUACCCGAGUGAUGUCCUCCAGCCUCUGAUCUACCCGCUCUGCCAAGUCAUAAUUGGCACCAUCAAGCUGGUACCUACAUCCAGAUACUACCCUCUGAGGAUGCACUGUUGCAGAGCCCUCACCCUGCUGUCCAGCAGCACCAACACGUUUGUCCCUGUUCUGCCUUUCCUCUUGGAGAUCUUCCAACAAGUGGACUUCAACAAGAAACCCGGACGAAUGAGCAAGAAACCCAUCAACUUCGCCGUCAUCCUGAAGCUCAACAAGAUCAACCUCAUGGAGAAAGCCUACAAGGAAGGAUUGAUCGACCAGCUCUAUGACCUGAUACUAGAAUACUUCCACACUCAGGCCAACUCCAUCGGCUUCCCGGAGCUCGCUUUGCCCACCAUUAUUCAGCUGAAAGCAUUCCUGAAGGAAUGCAAAGUGGCCAAUUACUCCAAGCCGGUGCGCCAGCUGUUGGAGAAGGUACAGGAGAACAGCAGCUACAUCACAGCGCAGAGACAGAAGGCCGCCUUCGGAGUGGCCGAUGCCGCCGCUGUGGUGGCCUGGGAGAAGAAAAUCCAGGAGGAAGGGACUCCCCUCACCAGGUACUACACUCAGUGGAAGAAGCUGAGGGAGAAGGAGAUCCAGCUGGAGAUUUCUGGCAAAGAAAGGAUGGAGGAUCUGGACCUCCCCGAAAUCAAACGGAGAAAGAUUCAAGAGAAGAAGGCCGAGGACAAGAAGGAGUUUAAGGAUCUGUUCGAGUCUGACAGCGACUCGGACGAAGAGAACGGAGGACUCAAGUUCAAAGGUAAGAAGAGCAGCCGUGCGGCAGAUGACGACGACGACGACGAUGAUGAUGAUGAAGAUCUGUCUGACAUGAGCGAUGACGAGGGGAUGGAGGGAGGAGACUCAGAUGAGGACGAUGAUGGUGAGGAGGAGGAAGGAGAUGAAAAGGCCUCGAAGGCUCCUAAGCCGCUGUCCUCCUCUGCUCUGAUAAAGCUGGCAGAGGGAGACGAGGAUGUGGUUGAAGACCUGGAGCUAUCUGAUGAGGACUGAGCUUUAUGGACUUUAGUAUAUUCUCCACUGUAACCCUCUACGCUUAAAGUAUUUCUGGACUAUUUUCUCUCCACUUUUGAAUUUUGUAUUGCUUCACAUGUACAGUACAAGUAAAAAAUCACGAUGUAAUUUUGUUAAGCGUUGAAUCUAAAGACGGACUUCAAGAAUCUUGUUUGUCUGAGAGUAUUAUUUCUUAUUUUAUUAAUUGACACGUGUAAGCUGACGCACGAGUGAACCUGAAACGUGUCACUUGGAUCCUUUUAUACGUGUGCACACCUGUAGGAGCCCUCGGGUGGGGGGUUGUAUGAACGGACUGUUUGGAGGGAGCUGCGAGUCUGGCUGAGCCGGGCCAAGCCGAGCCGAGCCGAGCCAGGCUGGGCCGGCCAAGAGGAGGGGGGGGGGGUACAGAGAGGUGGGUGUUGAGCCCCGAGGCAGCAGCGCUGUGCCAGGCUGGCAGGGUGGCGUCUGAUGCUGUGCCAAGUCUCUCUGCCCAGGUGGUAGAGCAGCAACACAGGCUGGUCUGUUUCUGUGCCAAAUCCUCACCCACCCCCUGCCCAGUCCACUGUCUUCUCUGUGUAUUCACAUGCUCAGACACAGUUUUCCUACCACAUCUUCUCCUCUUUUUCACCACCGAACCGAAGGUGACGGUGGCCUUGCCGGGCGCGUGCGUUCGCCCGUGUGCGACGCGGGACAGCAGAAGAGGUUGAAGACUUUGUUUUAAAAGGUAUAAAUGGAGAUUUGAGAAAGACUUUUGUGUCAUCGCGCUUCCUCUGUAGCGGUUUUCAGUGAAUUCAGAACCUCCGGGUGGAGAGGCCCGCCUGAAGCGAGGGAAAGUCCCAGCAGAGCGUGCACAGCGUGCUUCUUUGAAGGAGGAAGGUAAGUGCGAGCGAGGGCUGCUCCCGGUUCGGUUCCUGUGUGCAUGCGUGCGAGGAGGGUCAGGUUUACCCCCGCAGGCAGGGAGGCCUUGGCCUGCGGCUGAACCUCACACUCUUGACAGCGGGCGUUGACCUGAACUGUGCCCCCCCCCCCGCGCCCCUCGGUCGCCUCCCCCUUUUUUAACACGCACACAAUGCACGCCGGGAGACCACAUGCUCGCUCCUCCACGCUUUUACAGAAGAACCACAAACACCUGAGGAGGAAAAGGCAUCUGACGCACGUUGUCUGACGCAAGCGCACAAACACGAGAGAGAAGAGAGCAGAGGAGUUUCUUCAGGAUUUAUUUCACCUGUGCGGUGAAUAGAAAAAUAGGAUGAAGACAAAACUUUUGAAGGGAAAUCUAGAGACCAUUUUUAAUUGCUUGCGUAGUUUAAAAAAACAAAAAAAAAACAAAAAAGAAA